AAUAAAAAACAUAACCUCAGUGAUUAAAAAAAAUAUCCCAUAUGUAUUAUUAAUAAUUAAAGAAACUUUUUAAUUAAUUACAUCAGCAUGUCGGUCCUAAGAAGUAGUGGUCGUGGUGGAUCAUUGCAUGAUAAAAUAAAAACAUUAAAAACAUUAACUGAUAGAUUACACAAACUUGAUUCACCUAAAAAAUCUGAAGGAACAAUUUUUAAACGAUGGGGAAUGUACUGGAAAAAUCUCUACAAGGAUUAUAAAGAAGCUGCUGUUGAUGUCGUGACAGAGUGUAAAGAACGUCCAAUUAAAUCAACAAUUUAUGGUCUAGGACUAGCAGGUGGAUAUUAUUGUAUUAAAAAUAAUCCAGAUGAACGUAGUUAUCGUGAAGAUUUAUUAAUUAAUGAAAUGAAAUUAACACAAGUUGGUGAAUCAACGAGAAAUCCCGAGUCAAUUAAACACGUUAACCUUAUGAAAGAUUGCAUAAAUACAAAUACACUACGAAGGUUUACCUUAGGUAUAUUUUCAAUAAUGUGGAUUGAUAAUUCAAGUAAAAAUUGUACAAGUUAUAAGUGUACAUGUAAUUAUUUAAAACCACAAAUUAUAAGUUUACAUGAAAGAAUUGCUGAUGUUGGAUUCAUCAAUAAAUGGUGGAUUCUUGAUAGAAAAAUGAUUGAUUAUGAUAUUAAUAAUGAUGAAUUUGCUAAUACAUAG
This is a messenger RNA of Aphidius gifuensis, 705 nucleotides long. Its product is annotated as mitochondrial import inner membrane translocase subunit Tim29. The record is from RefSeq and is a predicted model, not a curated record. Gene Ontology annotation, cellular component: TIM22 mitochondrial import inner membrane insertion complex. The transcript has 3 exons. Gene Ontology annotation, biological process: protein insertion into mitochondrial inner membrane. Lineage: Eukaryota; Metazoa; Arthropoda; Insecta; Hymenoptera; Braconidae. The coding region runs from base 88 to 705 and encodes 205 amino acids.